AGAAAAUUUUCCAAUUCCACUGAUGUCCAUAUUAAGCCCUCGGGGGUUUGAAACCUCCUUCCUUAGUCCUCCUUGCUUUCGCGUCGCCGCUCAGUCUCGCUCACCCUCUUUCUCACAUCGCCAUCUUCGUGCUCACCCGCGUUUCCUCCGUUCCGCGCCGUCACUGGCUUUUCAUCUCAAACUCUCAUCGCGCAGUCGCCCAUAUCCGCAUCAUUGUGAGGAGUCCUCCUUGACAAUGCCACCAUUUCAGUCUCUACAGCUUCGAAGGAUCUUUCUUCGAUCCUUCUUUUCUCAAUCCUCAUCCUUCACUUCAUUUUAUUUGCUUCAACCUCAUCUUCCACUUCUAGCAGAACCCACUUCCAACCCCUCCUCCCUCCUCAGGCAUUUUCAGUCUGUGACUGUUUUCACUGCACCUCCACUCUUUCUCUCCAGAUCUUUCUCCUCAGAGCCCUCCAAAUCAUCAAUUCAUGGCCUCCCAGAAGAUGUAGAUCCUAUUGCACAAUCCCUCUCCAAUGAGCUUCUCAAGGACUCAGAUUCCGACCCUCUGUCUGUAACACAACGCCUUCAGCUUGGCUUCUCUCACAUCACACCGACUGCCACACUUGUUCUUCAAACCCUCAAUUUCUCCACUGAAGCCGGCCGUACAGUAUUAGGUUUUAACCAAUGGCUAAUUUCAAACCCUAACUUCACCCACAAUGAUGAGACACUGUCUUAUUUUGUUGGCUACUUUGGCCGUCGCAAAGACUUUAAGGCCACCCAUGAGGUUCUUGUCAGUGGGUGUGCCUUUGCCGGGCCUAAAACCUUAGAGGCUGCGAUUGAUCGGCUUGUGCGUGCGGGGCGUCCCACCCAGGCAGUUUCAUUUUUUGAGAGAAUGGAGACAGAUUACGGGUUGCCACGUAAUCAUGAUUCAUUGAGGUUAAUCGUGGAAAAGCUUUGUGACAAGGGAUAUGCAAGUCAUGCAGAGAAAAUGGUGAAGAAUCUGGCAAAUGAGUUCUUUCCUGAUGGACGCAUCUGUGAUCUGCUAAUUAAGGGUUGGUGUGUUGAUGAGAAACUGGACGAAGCUCGAAGACUAGCUGGGGAAAUGUAUCGUGGAGGGUUUGAACUUGGGACAUCUGCGUAUAAUGCCAUUCUUGAUUGUGUAUGCAAGCUUUGCAGAAAAAAGGAUCCAUUUUGCCUUGAUUCUGAAGCUGAGAAGGUACUGGUCGAUAUGGAUUAUAACGGGGUUCCAAGAAAUGUAGAAACUUUUAAUGUGUUGAUAACUAAUUUAUGCAAGAUUAGGAGAACUGAAGAUGCAAUGAAGUUGUUUUACAGAAUCGGGGAAUGGGGUUGCUAUCCUGAUGCGACCACGUUUCUUAUUCUGACAAAGAGUUUGUAUCAGGCUGCAAGAUUAGAAGAGGGGGAUGAAAUGAUUGACAGGAUGAAAUCUGCUGGGUUUAGUGAAGCUCUUGAUAAGAAGGCUUACUACCAUUUCCUGGAGAUUUUGUGUGGCAUCGAGAGAAUUGAUCAUGCAUUGCAUGUAUUCGCGAAGAUGAAAGCUGACGGAUGUGAACCUGGGAUCAAAACUUAUGACUUACUGAUGGGGAAAUUAUGUGCUCAUAAUCGUGUUGACAAAGCUAAUGUACUUUUCAAUGAAGCACAACGCAGGGGGUUGCCUGUGACACCGAAAGAAUAUAAGAUAGAGGCAAUGUAUAUGAAAAAGCCAAAGCCGGUGAAGAGUGAGAAGAAAAAGCGAGAGACUCUGCCUGAGAAAAUGGCAAGGAAGAGAAGACGUCUCAAGCAGAUUCGACUGAGUUUUGUGAAGAAACCGAAAAAAAUGAUGGGUCGAGUAUAUUGAUCUCUUUGUUAUGGUUCACUGACAUUGUUUUGUUGAUUUAAUCACAAACAUUUUGGAAUUUGAGGAUGGAACAGAGUUAUCUCUAUUUCUUGGAAUCAUUGCUGUUUGGGAACUUGGAAGAAGAAGCAUUCUAGUGAUCUUCGCAAAGUGCCUGACACAAACAUGCUUUGAUUCAUUUCAUUUCAGCAAAGAAAAAGGAAACAUGUUUGUAUGAGCAGUGAUAAAUUCGCACUUGAGGAAAUUAUUGGAAUACCAAUUACAGGUAGAUUUAUUUACAUGAUGCAGUAAGAAAAUGAGAAGUUUCACACUAAGUAGUGUUGGCUGAAGAGGCAAUUUUUUUCCCUCAUAAACCUAUUAUCUUAAUAUUUUGAUUAAAAUAAAGUAUGAAGCCUGCAUGCAUGCA
Messenger RNA from Prosopis cineraria, 2237 nucleotides. RefSeq names its product pentatricopeptide repeat-containing protein PNM1, mitochondrial-like. Gene Ontology annotation, molecular function: protein binding. The coding region runs from base 23 to 1834 and encodes 603 amino acids. The record is from RefSeq and is a predicted model, not a curated record. The transcript has 2 exons. NCBI's taxonomy places the organism in Eukaryota, Viridiplantae, Streptophyta, Magnoliopsida, Fabales, Fabaceae.